UCUUCCUACCUUGUUUCCUCUCUUUCUGCCAUUAUCUUUGUCUUUGGGACUUCACCAUUUACCCCUUUUUCUAUUUAUUUCAUUUCCAAUUCUUUUUCCUAUGGAAUUUUAUCUCUAAAGCUCAUUCCUUUAGUAUCUUCUUCUUUAUUAGUAUCAUGGGAGCCUGUCUCUCCACCACCAAAGUUAUUGGCUCAAGCAGCAAGGCCACCGCCCACCACCGCAGACAACAUCAAUCCUCCGCAACCACCAAUGUGAAGAAAGGAUCUCAAAAGCCAAAACACCAACAGGAUCAGCAGCAGAAGCAGCAGGUGAGGAGUUCUCAGCCUUUAAAGGUCAAAGGGAAACCAAGUUCCAGGAAACAAACUGGGAUCAUCCCAUGCGGGAAGCGUACGGGUUUUGGGUACAACAAAGAUUUUGAUAACCGAUAUACCAUUGGGAAGUUGUUGGGACAUGGACAAUUUGGCUACACGUAUGUUGCCACAGACAAAGCCAAUGGGGAUCGUGUUGCUGUUAAGAAAAUUGAGAAAAAUAAGAUGGUGCUUCCAGUUGCUGUUGAGGAUGUCAAGCGCGAGGUUAAGAUCUUGGAAGCCUUGAAAGGACAUGAGAAUGUGGUUCAGUUUUAUAAUGCAUUUGAGGAUGAUUCAUAUGUAUACAUCGUUAUGGAGUUAUGUGAAGGUGGAGAAUUGCUGGACCGUAUAUUGGCCAAAAAGGGAAGCCGCUAUAGUGAAAAAGACGCAGCAAUAGUUGUACGGCAGAUGCUCAAAGUUGCCGCCGAGUGCCAUUUGCAUGGCUUGGUGCAUCGUGACAUGAAACCGGAGAAUUUCCUUUUUAAGUCAACCAAAGAGGAUUCACUUCUUAAGGCUACAGAUUUUGGUUUGUCAGAUUUUAUCAGACCUGGGAAGAGGUUUCAUGAUAUUGUUGGCAGUGCCUACUAUGUUGCUCCGGAAGUAUUGAAAAGAAGGUCAGGACCUGAAUCAGAUGUCUGGAGUAUUGGUGUAAUUACCUACAUUUUGCUUUGUGGGAAGCGGCCCUUUUGGGAUAAGACGGAGGAUGGUAUAUUUAAGGAGGUUCUGAAGAACAAGCCUGAUUUUCAUCGUAAACCAUGGCCAACAAUCAGCAAUAGUGCUAAAGAUUUUGUGAAAAAGUUAUUGGUGAAGGAUCCUCAUGCCAGAUUGACAGCUGCUCAGGCCCUAUCACACCCAUGGGUUAGAGAAGGAGGAAAUGCAUCUGAGAUUCCUGUUGAUAUCUCUGUCCUAAACAACCUGCGGCAAUUUGUGAAGUAUAGUCGAUUGAAGCAGUUUGCUCUGAGGGCAUUGGCCAGUACACUUAAUGAAGAGGAGAUAGCUGAUCUUCGGGAUCAGUUUGAUGCAAUAGAUGUGGAUAAGAAUGGUUCGAUUAGUCUUGAAGAGAUGAGACAGGCUCUCGCUAAAGAUCUUCCUUGGAAGCUGAAGGAAUCAGGUGUCCUUGAGAUUCUGCAUGCGAUUGAUAGCAACACGGACGGGCUUGUUGAUUUCACCGAGUUCGUUGCGGCAGCUCUACAUGUGAAUCAAAUGGAGGAACAUGAUUGUGAUAAAUGGAAAUUGCGUUCACAAGCUGCUUUUGAGAAAUUUGAUGUAGAUAGAGAUGGGUUUAUAACUCCGGAGGAACUUAGAAUGCACACGGGCUUAAGAGGUUCCAUUGACCCUUUGCUCGAGGAGGCUGACAUCGAUAAAGAUGGAAAAAUAAGCCUUUUAGAAUUUCGCCGACUUUUACGAACUGCAAGCAUUAGUUCACGGAAUGUACCUUGUUCAUCCGAUCAACGGCGGAAGUUAUAGUUUAUAACAGAAUGUUGUGAGGGUUGAUCGGUGGAGAAACAAACAUAGAGCAAGGAGAACGGAGAAUUUUUUUUUCUCCAGAUUUUGUGCUUUGCUUGUAUCUGUGCGGAGCAUCUGUCGGUCUACCUGUCUCCAUCAGCAUUAUAGAGAAACUUAUUGAGUUCUGUUAGAUGGCAUCUGUUUCAAUGAAUUCAAUGCCGAAAGGUCUUGGAUAUAAGAGUUUGAUGUUGGCUCUGGUAGCAAGAUAGCUCCAGGUAUAUCAUAUGGUCAUUCUGUAUUU
Hibiscus syriacus is the source of this 2094-nucleotide messenger RNA. RefSeq names its product calcium-dependent protein kinase 28-like. The coding region runs from base 156 to 1814 and encodes 552 amino acids. Gene Ontology annotation, cellular component: cytoplasm; nucleus. Gene Ontology annotation, biological process: intracellular signal transduction; peptidyl-serine phosphorylation; protein autophosphorylation. Gene Ontology annotation, molecular function: calcium ion binding; calcium-dependent protein serine/threonine kinase activity; calcium/calmodulin-dependent protein kinase activity. The transcript is spliced from 12 exons. The record is from RefSeq and is a predicted model, not a curated record. NCBI's taxonomy places the organism in Eukaryota, Viridiplantae, Streptophyta, Magnoliopsida, Malvales, Malvaceae.